AUCGCAUGUGAGAAUUUGUCAUCCUUUUGUGAUAAGUUGUUCAUCGUUCAUUGUACUUAGAAUUCCUAAUUGCAGAGGUAACGUGACAAAUCUUUUGUGCCUUUGUCAACAGGCAGGGUAAGAUCGCUUUUUAAAUUUUAUUUUGUCCUGAGGGAGUGAUUGAUUUAGCGCUUAAAACUCUAGGUGCAAAUUGCGUUUCCUUUUCCGAUUUUUCUCUAUUCACUGAGGUGAAUGUUUUGCGAUCUGUAAUCACUUUUCAGGAGAUUUUGCACUGGGCUCCAACAUUCUAGCAGAAGGCGUCAGUCUCUAAGGUGAUAGACCCAAAGGAGGUUUUGGGUACAGCCGAUGGGCAAUCUUUUAGGACGAAACUUUUCAGGAGGACAGUUUGCGAGGAUCUGCUUGGGUGCCUCAGUCACGCUUUCGGAACACAAUUUUGACGUCAAUUCCAACUCAAGCUGAGAAUUUUAGACUCGACAAGUAAAGUAAACGGAUCACUUAACUUCGACUUACACAGUAAAAACAUAAGAUAGUAGCCAUAGGCCAUAUAAACACUUGACGUUGUGAUACACCAUUAUCGGUCAUUGAACAGGAGGAUCGUAUUUCAGUAACAACCGUGCUUCUAAUAAUCUCACGUUGAAAUCUUCCCAGUUAGUUUGUGGUGAGAAUUUGAUCUUCUUCCCGUGUUUAAUGGCCCGUACUAAUUGUUAUAAUCAUCGUUGAAGUGGAAUGGCUAAGAGCCAUGAGAUGGAACAGUUAAAUUCUGACGAUUAUCGCAGAAAUCGCGGCGAGUUGAACCCAAACUCUGUGGAGGAUAGAUCACCUCCCUUUUAUGACUCGGACUCUCCAAGCGGUACUCCUUCGGUUAACAGGUAAGUUAAUUCAAUUUUGGACAAGUCUAUGUGCUAACUGAAAACAUGUUUAUUAAGUAAUCGUUUAAAAAUCACUGCCCUCCCAGUCUUUAUUUGCGAUCGAUCUUGUACUUUUUAGGAUGAUACAAAUUUUUUUCUUAAUCACAGACAUUUUUUGCCUGCAGGAUUUUCUAUGAAAUUUACCAAGUUGUUCGUUUUAUCAAAUGCAAUCGAAAACUUAUAGUUUCAUAUUCUAAUAGAGGCUUCUGUUUGCAGCUGUCAAAGCUACUGUCGUGUUUAUCGAGAAAAGAUUACUUGCGCUGUGAAAAAACAGCUGGAUUUCCUCUCGACAAUGUCGCUUCCCAAAACUGGAAUUCAAAGGCUAAUUUUAGUACAGCCAAUAGUCCACUCUUUUAUUCACCUUUCUAUGAGCAGGAAAUGAAGCAAAUGGACCAAAGCAAAGAAAAUUAGUAAUUUAUUCAAAGAACUAAAGCCUCAUUUAAAAAUCAUUAAAGUUGCAAAAAUAUUAAGUCAGAAAACAACGUUGUUUACAUUUGCUCCGACAAUUUUCUUCUCAGUGCUGCAAGCCAAUCAACGUCAGCGAGGUUAUCUCGCUCUUCAACACUGGGUUCUGGGUUAUCAACUCGCUCAGCAACAACUACAGGAAGCGAUGGCGAAAUUGAAGCCUUAGAUAACGUUAGAGUCGUAGCAAGGUGGGUAAAUUAAGUUUGGAUGCUAGGUGUGUUUACUUUUCGGUGAUAGCCCUUGUCAUAUUUCGUGACCAUCCCACUUGUGUUCGAUUUAGUUAAUUUCAGCGGACCAUUAAAUUUUUCGACAGCUGCCCUCAAAGCUCGCAAAGUUCAGUUUAGUUUUGACUUUAAUCAUAAUUUUAAUCUUACAAAGGUGAUGACAAUGACUACAUGUAUUUAAUGGAUGAUCUUUCGGCAUGAUUAUCCAGUCCACCAUAUGAAUUUUGCUUUUGACUAUUACUUCUAAUCAGGUUGAUGAUAACUUUGAAAAUAUACAUCCCUUUUUCUAGAUUUUGUUGGUACUUCUCUAACCAUUUUCCGGAAAAUUAAAUAAAGUUGCAUAAUUUUGGGCUCAAAAGAAAGAAUAUCACAAGAGAUGGUAAAUGGUCCUACAUGAAAAGUCCAUGUGAAAACUCACGAGUCUUGCAGAUGCUAGUUUUUUUUAAAUUAAAUUAUUCUUUCCCUAGGUUAAAUUUAAGUGCUGUGGUUGGUAGAGAAAAAAAGAUGCCAAACUUUCCAUUAAUUACCCCAAGCAUGAAUACUUUAAUAUUUCUCAUUAAAAAAUCAUUUAAUCACUAUUAAGGUGGUUGAAUCCCUCAUAAACAAACUACAUUAUCUUCAGGGAAUGCUCACAUCAGGGUAUUCAUAUAUGAAUAAUUGUGUUUAGUUUGCAAGAAAAAAGAUGUUUUGUGUUUACCCAUUUUCCCAUUUUGGGCUUGUAGCUGUGUGAACCUAAUUGAUUUGCUAUUUUACAUAUUCAUUAGCCAUUUUUAUGCAAAAUCUUAAUUGCCAAAUACCUGAAAGUAAACACUUAGGUCCCUAGAUUUAAUCUAAGGCUUUGCACUAAAUUGAAUUUUGAACUAUUUUGUUUUGAUGUCAUUGCCCUUUGUUCAGAAUGACAGCAUUUUCAUUAAGUUCUACAUUUAUGUUAACUUUCCCAGAUUAUCCAAGAGCCUCCUAGACACAAAACUAAUCUUACGGUCUCCAAAACAGUUUGCUACAACUCUUAUCUUCCAUUAAUUUUUUUUUCUUGAGAAGGUGUAAAACAUUUAAAUUUAGUCUCUUUUCAAACAAAUAUAGGAUCUUAGUUAAGGAAUUGUUGUAUAUUAAUCUUGGGAUUAUGAAACAACACAUACAUUAGUAGUAAGUUGUGGAGAGAGACUGGGUGUAAGCAAUCAACUAAGAUUAAAAAUUUUUAGGGGCCAGAGGAGGUGUGAUCCAAAAUCAGAAAUCUCUAGAUUGAAAGGUUGGCUUCUCUGUAACUGACCAAAUAAAUCUCUGAAAUCUCUUGUUUGGCUAUCAUUAGAGCACGUCCUUUGAAUCUUACUGAGAGAGAAAGAGGGGAUAAAAAUGUCUUAAAGCUGCCUGGUGAUGGAGCUGUUUGGGUUAGUUGACCAAUUAUUAUAUAUUGUUAUUUUAAGUUUAUAAUGGAGUUAAACAUUGUAACUGAUAUCAAGUAUCAUUAGAGUUAUUCUCAGUGGGGGGGUCAUUUGUUUUUCCUUUCUUGGGGGAAGUGGUCCAUUUCCAUUUGAGGGCAGAUUAUCAAUGUAGGUCUCUGAGAAUUAAAAUGUUGAAGUUGAAACAAGCGACAAUAGAUUUUCCUUUGGAUAAAUCAUAUUUUCUGAUUGAUUUAAUUACAAAGAAGCCCACCCCACCUCCUGUAGAUCAUUAGCUUAUUCCGGAAUUUUACUUUGUGCCAUAGGUUUUCAAAAGAUUAUUGUAAAUUGUAAAAUUGUCAUAUGAUAAGAUAUGACCUAUGUCAAGAGAUUUCUAGGCCAAUUUCUUAUCUUUUGAUUCUUAUUUGGUGCAGAUUGAUAACAGUUUCGGUCAGAUCAAGCCUUUUACCUUCAAUGCAGCUUUUGGAGAAGGAACCUCUCAGCAAGACAUGUUUGAAGGGUGUGGCAUUAAACAUUUGGUUGAGAUGUCUGUGCAGGGGUUUGUAUUAAUUUGUUUAAUACUUAAGAUACAAAACAUGAUCAGCUGAAUUAUACACCCCUUUUGACUGAUCAAAAGUGAUAUGUUUGAGAACGGACACCCAAUUUAUAGAACAAAUAGAUUUAAUGAUGCCUUGCAUCUAUUCAGUAAAAAAUAUAUCACUAAGGAUUUCAAAUUAUUGACGUGCUCAGUGUGCACCUUUUUUGUUCUUGCCACAUUUAAAGGUCAUUUGAUCGAUAACUGAACAGAUGCACUGCAAUAUAAAUCAUAUUUGUUUCAUAGAUAUCAAUAUGUCAUAUAUAUACUGCUCCCACAAUUUCUUAACUUUAUCUACAACAGAAUUCCUUAAGUUUAUCUGUAACAUUAGCUGAUAAUCCCAUUUGUAAAUGAGCAUUGUUCACUAUAUAAAUGCUUAUAGACAUUGAUGUGUAAAAAAAAGGAAAGAUAGGGAGAGGGGAAGGCAAGUUGAGAUAAUCUAUAUAUUGAUUUCAAAUGUUAGUUUCUCUUUUCCCAAAAGAUAUUCCUGUACAGCCUUUGCUUAUGGUCAGACUGGCUCAGGGAAAACAUAUACGAUCACUGGACCACUUAAUCAGGUAACCGUGCUGCAAGCACAUGAUAUGAAUUUAGUUUUGAGAUUCCCACUACUCUUAUCUUCAAACUUCUUCCUAACUAUGUUGCCUUGUGUGUUCAGAAGUGGAUAAUUUUUCAUCUAUAAUUGUAGUCAAGUUCUGUUGUGCAAUACUGAGCCAAAAGCAAUGGUAAUACAUUAAAUGUACUUUAUGUUUUGUUUAACACAACAGGAAGAUACUGCACACAUGGAUAGUUUCAUUCCAGAUCCAGACAUGCAAGGGCUGAUAGAAAGGUUUGUGUGACAGUACUUGUGAGCAUUGACUGAACUGACUCCUUUUAGGCUAUAGCUCAGGCAGGCUCCUACCUUUUAACCUUUGCCCCUCCCCUACAUGCCAUUGGGCAUAAUGAGAAGUGAGUGAGAGAUUAGACGACUUGUUUGCUAAUUCCAGGGUAUUGUAGUAUUCGACUCAUGGAUAUAUCCCACAAAAUCAAGUUUGGUAUUUUCUUUGUUUGUUUGUUGUUUGUUUCACUUCAGCUGGUUUGUAUUUUUGUUCUUUAGUAUAACAGCAAUGAUAUUCACGUAUGAAGCGAUUUAUCUGUGACUUACCUCUAUCAAACCCAACAGAAAACAUUAAUAUUAUCAAUUUUUUUAAUUAUGAUAAUAAUUUCUCAGGUCUUUCCAGUAUCUCUUUGAGCUGAUGGAUAGCAGUGCUGAUGUUGAGUACACCCUUAAAGCAUCGUAUCUUGAAGUGUAUAAUGAAAAGGUAUGGAACAGUGCGGAAUGUGACACUCUCUUUUAAAAAUUUAAAAGAGAGUAUAAUAAUAGAUAUUUUUUUGUCUUUCCCAGAAGAAAGAUGACCUCCAGCUGGGUAAAAUACAACAGUAUACAUUUUGGGAGAAAAUAGCUCAAAUGUGAAAAUAUGAAGUUUUACCCUAAGAGAUGUACAAAAUUUAUUUUCCCCAUAUUUUUAAGUAUAUAUUGAUUAAUAAGGGUAUCUCAGACUCUAUUAGAGUUUUCAUUUCAGUAUGUACUAGCUUUUUUGAAUAAAAUGUAACAAUUGACAACCUUUUGAAGUGUGUGUAUGCAUUAACAUUCUUAGUGCUGGUUUAUAAAUCCAAUGAUGCAAAGUAUAAACUGAAAAGAUAUAUUAAACUAUGAUUCUGGCCCUAUAUUUUCAAUAGGUACAGGAUUUGCUCAACCCCUCAAGUGCAAGAGACUCGCUUCCUGUACGCUGGGCCAGAGACAGGGGAUUCUAUGUUGAGAACUUGUUUUUUGUUGAGUGUGACACAGUGGAUGAUCUUUCUGCUGUGUUGGAAGAAGGUAUGUAAAGUAACCUUCAUAUGUCAGUAAGCACUGACCAAAACCAAAUUUUUAACAGUUAGCAACACAGGCCAUGGGAUAUCAGUUACAAAUUAUGUUCAACAUGUCUAACAAAUUCCAUACAAUACAAGCUGUAUGGAAAUCCAAAAUAAAAUGAAAGUUUGUGAAAUUUCAACCUCAGCAAGAAUACUUUGAAUCAUCAACAUAACCUCCCUGGUGAUCUCAAGAUUUUGCCAUUGUAGUGGAGAUGAGGCUGUUAUAAGUAGAAAGUGGUUCUUUCUACCCAUCUCUUUCCAUUCAUCCAACACUUCCCCUAAUUUAUUGUACACUCAAUCUUUUUUUCAUGGGUUUGGGGGCUCAGAAUAACAUUUAGUGGUAGGAGAAUAGAUGGAAUCAGGAAUUUUGAGGGGUUUGGUCAGAGAUUCUGAAAUGGAGAAGAAAUGCAAUCAGCAAUAUUCAAUUUGCCAUUGUAAAAGCAUGAAUGAAAUGGAAACAAUGUUGGUAUAAUUGAGGGUGGAGAUGAAAGAAAGGAAAAUGAGAAAUUUUAAAUACCAGUAAUUCUAAUUAUUAGUUCCUGUAAGUCUACCUACUUCAGUUUACAAGUUGAUUUAUUUUUGCACUCUGUAAAGUGGAUUUCUGUUUUUAUGCCACCAUGUUUGACCACCUCUCAAGUCAACAAUAUUUAAUGCUUUUUCAGGACUGAGGAACCGUCAUGUUGGAUCACAUUUAAUGAAUGAUCACUCCAGUAGAAGUCACACUAUGCUCACAGUUUACAUUGAUAUUGAAUCGGUGAGCAUUUGCUUCCUUUUGGACUGAAUGUUACUUUUGGUGGAUGUUGCACUUUGCAUGUGUGCUGACUCUUUAAUGCUGCAGAGGGAGAGAAAAAACUAAGAAAAUACAUGAAGAGUAGUUGUGCAGUUGAACUAGGAUUAAUUUCAGAAGUUUAUGGUUUAAACAAGUGUGCUAAACAUUUUUGAUAGCAGAUUUUAGUUUCAGUCUAUGGGUAUUCUUAACAUACCUAGCCAUGUCCUUCGUUGAAAGAUUCAUGUUUCUCGUCUUUUCUCCUAUUACUUUGGACUGUCUUUUCGAAGUCUUGCAGGGUGUGGAAAACGUCAUUCACUCACUGAAAACAAAAAUCAAGUACAGGUGUAUUUUAAUCAAUGAUUAGAUACCUUCUACUUAGGGUUUAGUGUUUUAAAUUAAUUGAAUAAUAAAUCGACCUACAGCUUUCCCUCUACAUUCGUCUGUGUUUUCUUAUGUUUAUAAGAAUAAUCUAAAGUUUUGAAAAGUCAACGAAUUAGUAAUGAUUCACGCAAAUUUAAACUGUUUUGUUUGGGGUUGAAUUUGAUCGUGUCGCAUCACAUCAUUCUUAAGUUAUCUUUGUGUCAUGCUGUCCAAUGAAUGCGUAAAUCUGCCAUUAGUGUCGGUUUGAGAAUUUAAUUUUCGUUGCUGUAAGUUCUUCUCAGUCCCUUUUCAUCUCUCUCUAUUCAAUUUGAAAUUGGUUGUGAAUAACAGUUGCUUCACUUUCCUCCGACAUAGAAGGACCCAGAAGAUGAGUCUGGUUAUCCUGUGAUUAAGCAUGGAAAGCUAAGUCUAGUGGAUUUAGCAGGUAGGGGAAAAAUUGAGAAAACAAGAAAAUUGAGUUGCAAGAACACUUUAUAAGUUUUUAAUUGUUUGUUCAGAUGUCGUUAUUGCUCUCCUAAAAUGAAAUGAGACUUUUAAAACCGAAAAGGUUUGAAAAAUUCCGUUUUGCUUAUUUGUAUUUAAAAUAUUUUUGGAAAUUGGUCACACCUUUUUACGGUAACCGGUCAAGUCGCCUGAGAGUCAUCUCGCCCGAAGUCAUGUCGCCCUAAACCUGAGUCAUGUGGCCCGAAAUUUUAGUCAUGUCGCCCGAAAAAAGUCAAGUCGCCCAAAGAAACAAAUACUAAAAAGAUCUGAAUUUCAGACUGUAAAUAGGCAAUAACGUUGAGAAAUUUUUUAUCACUAAAGCGCUCUUUGUUUCCGACAACACCAUGAAGAUUCUUAAAGCGUUGUUCGUUCCUAACAACAAAGGGAAACGUUCGUUUCCAACAACAAAAUGCAGCGUUGUUCGUUUGGUAUGUAAUCGUUUCUUACUCACCGACGUUUCGUAAGCUUGAGAAACUUUUUCUUGGUUUCUAACAAUACCAUGAAGACUUUGACUACACAGAAAUCGAUCGUAUGCUCGGAAUUGAAAUAUGUUUGAGUAACAAUUCUAAAAGCGUUGUUCGUUUCUAAAAACAAAGGGAAGCGUUCUCCGAGCUUAGAAAUGUUUUUGGAAUGAGAGAUGAGGUUUUCCCUGGUAUGAUUGAUAAAGAGUAAAAUAUUAAAUUGGAAGGAAUUUUAUCUCAUAUUCCCUUUUGUUCUUCGAAUGGAGCUAAAGAGGAAAGUGGCAUUUAUAUGUUGUUCUCAUAUAGUUAGAGGGAUAUUUUGUACAUUGCCAGAGAUAAGUUCUGCAGCUUUGUGAUUGGUUUAAUGAAAAGAACAAUGGAGAACAAAAUACCGAUAUGUAAUCACGAAGUAGGGCUAUAAAUACCAUGUUAAGCUCUGUUGAUUCCUUACAUCAUUGUCUCUUUGACCUGAUGACUCGAGGGCACAUUUGCAUAUUAAGUAUGUUUUGUUUAAGUCUGCAUAAAUGACGUUAAUCGAAUUGGCUUCUAUGGUUCGAUGAUUGCUUUGUCAAAUAUGUAAAAUUCAUUAUACGUGCUUAGUACCGAAAACGCUGAAUAGAUGAGUAUAUCUAAUUAACUCGCCUCGAGUUAUCAAAGACGGGAGUUAACUUGUAAGUUUAAGCAAGGUUAGGGAUUUAUUAGAGUAAGAUUAACCCCCUAAUUGUCCAUCUUUUAUAAUGAUUUAUAUUCCUUUGAGUUUUUCGUAUCUACAUAGCAUCACAAAUACAAUUCUAGGCAAUUAACCUUUGUUAAAUGUUGAUGUUUGUCUUCUAUAACGUCAACAUAACUUUUAAGACGUAUUAAACUCCUUGUUUAGUAUAGUUCAGACCCUUCUGCAAGAAAUCGUAGUCGUGAACUAGUAGUGAAAAAAAAAAGAUGAUUUGAUUGCAUUCUAAAUCAACAUUUAUCAACACUUAUUACUUAUCAAAGUAAUAUCGCUUCAAUUACUUAGUUUACUGAGUAACAACAUCGCAUGGCUUGAUAUCUUUCUGAUCUUCGCUAACUUUCUUAUUGUAUCGUUUUCCUGCAGGGAGUGAACGCGUUAAAGAGACAAAAUCUGUGGGAAGCACUUUUACUGAGUCACAAAAUAUCAAUAAAAGCUUGUUGACUUUAGGUUAGUGGGCUUUACGUUUCGGCUUAUCAGUUCUUUACGUAACUGUGUUUUGAGUGUUCACUUAGUUGAAGGUGAACAAAUAUUUCCUGACACCCUCACCUACUGACUCUCUACUCGCCCCCUGCUACGUAAACUGUACUGUGAUGUAUCUCUGAUAUGUUGUAAUAAGUUGAUAAACAUGUUUGUCGUCAGCGUGGCCUUCAGAGCGCUUGUUUCUUUGUGUUAAUCGUGUAAAUCGUUUCAAGGCCCCGACUUAAAAGUUUUUGUUGUAGUUUUAAAGAUUUAUUACAGAGCAUUGGGAAUUAAAUAAGUGUAUUCUUUCUAACACUUCGUUAAUUAAGUUUCAUGGUGGAAAACUUGUAUCACACAAUGUUCGCUCAUACCCUUUGCUACCCGUUAUGUAGCGACUAUUUGCUACGUGAGAAAACACGUGUCAGAAAGUUCCCUUAGUAACAUCUGAAAGUUAACCGCAUUGAAUUGAUUGCCUUGACGUGAUCAGCAUACCAAGUGUCACAAAAAUAAAUGUUACAUUGUAUCCUUAAGUAUUUGUUGGUCCUUCAAAUUUUUUGAAUUGCUGAAAUAUAUUCAUAUGUUAACUCAACCCGAUCGAAUAAUUUCAACGAGCAUUUCACUAUCAGGGAAUUGUAUUUCUGCCUUGAGUGACCAAAGAAAAAAAAGCGGCCACAUUCCGUAUCGUGACAGCAAACUCACCAAACUUCUGGCUGACAGCCUUGGUGGAGAUGGUAUCACCCUCAUGGUAAGUCAAUUCACCAUAAUCUUAAUUCUGAUGUCUUAUUUAUUUUUGUUCGUUUGUUUGUUUUUUUAAAAGUCUGGAACUUUCAUGAGACUGGUUCCUUGUGACACGUGCACCGAUUUAUCAUUUAAGUGGGCGUAUCCUUUUGUAAAGCUAUCUUUGGGAAUAACGUUAAAUCGCUAAAUCAAGAAGUCUUAAUGAGUGACGGGUUCUCUAGGGUUCUUUUGCUGUAUUUAUUAGCUCCUCAACACACUUAGAAUUGAUACACACGAACCGCUAAAAUUUGGGUUCAUAAAAACUGAUUUUCGAUCCUUGGGUUACUCAACUCUGUUUUCGAUCCUCGGGUUUUCCGUGCGGAACUAUUCCUUGUCAUAAAAUUAACGCAUUAUCUGUUCCUGCGUUAAAAUAUUUCAGAUCGCAUGUAUCUCGCCGUCUUCCUAUGUGGUGCAGGACACCUUAAACACUUUGAGAUACGCUCACAGAGCCAAACGAAUAAAGAACAAGCCUGUAGUGCAUAUGGUAAGCUCAUGCUAACUUACACAAACUCCCUACUGGUUUACAUACGCUACUUUUAGUGUGCUUUGUGAAAAUUAUUAUUUAAAUCAAUGCUAUUUGCCCUUCAUCACUAGAUAAAGACAGUUGAACUGGCCAACUCAGGUUGUCAUUUUUCUCUAUAGGAUCCUAAAGAAAAGCUUAUUUUAAGUCUAAAGCGAGAAAUAAAGUUGUUGAGAACGGAAAAUGCUUAUUUCCGACAACAGGUAAGAACGACGUGGAGACCUUUCUGUAUUAGUAGGUUUUGAUAAGGAAAUUAGAGGUAGCACUAAUUGAAAAGUACAUCCAACCGGGGAGAGGAACAGUUAAAUAUUAAAUUAUGUAAACAGAACUACUAACAGUAGUGGAGUUGUUGCUUGUGACUCCCUUAAGGUUUAUGCAGGAAAAAAAUAUAGCCAUAGCUAAAAAGAUUUUAUCCGACCUCUUUUCUUUCACUUAGCUCGGAAUACCUAGCAGUGACUCGCAAACAUCUUUAACAAGCUACGAAAGUAAAACGACAAUUGUUACAGAGGACGGUAGCACACCGAAGCUCAAUGAUCCUUCGCUAAGUGAGUAGUAAUAAGCGAUUGAUUUAGAGAUGUAAAUCACUUAGUUAGAAUUAUUGAACGGAGAAAAAUCAUCGAAGAAGGCUCAGCAGCAAGCAAUGGAGAAAACCUAAGAGUGUGAAGACCAACGAAAGUUAAGAAUAAUGAAAUAAGAUUGAACGAAGGAAGAAAUAACGAUUAAUAAAGCUAAACAAACAGAUCCAAAAACAAGAUACGCGUAGUUUUUAACUUUUGAUUGGAUUGUUAUCAUGAUAUUAUGUGAUUAAACUAAUAUUAGAGUUUUUGAUGUCUUCGUUGUUAUCUUUUCCACUUUCUUCGCCUCUUAGAAGAUGAGGGAAAGCUUAAACCCGGAGAAGAUUCGCAAAGACUUACAACUGCGUUGUAAGUGAUCUUUUUACUUUUGCCUAUGACUUACUUUAUCUCCAUCUUUCCGGCUUUUGUACUGUUAGUUGAUGGUCUGAUUCAAGUCUUUUUCUCUCAAAUCUUGACUUUGAUGCUGUUUCAGUAUGGCCGCGGGAGCCAACUCUGGUUUAUACGAUAUGCUGCAAGAGUACAUGCUGGAAAACGAGAACCUUAGGUGAGAGUUGUUGGUUGCACUUGAACCAGGUGUGCGUUUAGUUCGGUUGGUCGACAGUGAAUUUAGUUUAUAUCUUGGUGCUUUCAUCCAUUGCGUACUAAAAUAACCAAGCAAACUUUUGAUAUUAACGCCCAUGUUAACCGUGUCGAAUUUUUUGAAGUGAACUGUUUAACCUCUGAGUUUAAAUUUUCUAAACUUUGCUCAAGCAGCGCUUUAAAAUUGUUUAACUUAGCCUGGGUUAUGUUGUUCCCGUUGAGGUGGUAUAGAAAGAGUAUCACCAUAUUAUGUUUUCAUCUAACUCGCGUGACACUGUCAGUUAGUGGUCGUUAAACUUACUUUAGUAGAUAUGUGAAUGUCUCCGAAAAUUCUGAGAAAUAUAUUUUUGCAGAAAAUAGAUUAUGAAAGCGAAUAUUGGGAAUAUUCGCUUUUAUUGGUUCGGCUUCAAUACCUAACUCACUUUCGCCUCUUUACAGAACAAGAAACGUUGAGCUUGUUCAAAGUCGAGAAGAAGUCUCGAGGCAACAAAUGGUAAGAGGCUUGGGGAACACUCAUGACAAAAUUUUGCGCUGAUAAUCUUAUGUAGCAAGCAUACUUUUGCUUUCAUCUCCGUUAACUCUGCUUUUUGUAACACAGGUUUUGUCAAGAGAAAAUGAUCGAUUGUCUAAGAAGUUGGAGGAGCUAGAGAGGUUAGUCAUACACCACCGCCUCAAAAACUACUUCGAUUAGCACGCACAAACUAAGCAAAUGAUCCGUCAAAAUCAUCUAAAAAUGUUAACCUUUGAGAGUCUUUGCUGUUUCUUUUAACUAAGAAGAAGCGAUCUAAGACAAGAGAAGACAAUCCUCUCUUGUUGAAGACAAUACCCGCUUUGUACUGAUCCAAGAUUAUGACGUCGCUUCUAUCUUUUUGUUUUUGUUUUUUUUGCAAAAGUCACUGAACUUUUUCAUUGUCGACACAGCUUAAUUUGUCUUUUUUUUUUUCACUGAAGAGUGAUCGUAUCAUCGCCUAUGUCCUUACGGACUUUAUCUGGUGUGGAGUCGUUACGAGGUGUCGAACGAACCAGUUCUCUCCCGGAGGAGCGCUUUAUGAGUACGAUCCCAGUCCACUCUGCCGGUGCGCACCCCUCGCAAUUCGCAUCAGAGCUGCAACCGGGCCAUUUCGAAAGACGGAACUCUCUGCCAAGUAAGCAAAACUCCCUUGUUAUGUCCUUGCAUCAUAAAAGUUUUGUCUUUCAGUGGCUAACAAUCUAACAACGAUAAAUGUGAAAUAUCCACCCAACAUUCUGAUCAAUCUAAAUAAUGAAUUAUUUUUCCAAGAAGAUAAAAUACCGUUGUCUUACAAGAGUACUGUAAGUUUUCAUCACGUUCAAAGAAUAUAUUUCUCAUCAAUGAAUGACAAACCCACACUGAACGUAUGUCAUAUAGGUGUCUCGGUUAGGCAACGUUAAAAGUGUCGAUCGAAGGUAUUGGCGCUUCUAUCUAAAUGACUUAUUGUUUGUAAAUUUCAGCUCAGUCUAAGGAUCGUCGACGGUCGGCAUCAGAUCUACCCCCAAACUUUGGGCCAACGAGAUUCCCGCCAAUUCAAGAUGGACCUUAUCCCAACUAUGUUGGGCAAGGCGGCUGGAGGCAGGUACCGGAGGCGCAAGCCAUGCCCCAGGAAGUGAUUCCUGGUGAGAAAUUAUGAUUUGAUUGUAGUUGUUUUUUAUGAAUUUCGCUAUCUUGUAUUUCAGUAACAAGGGAGGUUCGCUAACACCGAGGUUUAUCAUUUUUUAAAUUCUCCCUCGUCAUUGACCAAGGAAAGCCCUCUUUUUAUGACCUUAGUCAUCAUUUUUCAUUCACAUCACCCCGUUGUUCAGUUCCUCAUGUUUAUAUUUUUCUUUCGUUCUUUGUUCUUAGUAUCUAAUCGGGUUCAGCACAGAGCGCCGCAGGCUCGAACCACCUCAGACCCUCCAAGCAAGCAAAAAUUUACAGCCAGCACGUGAGUUCCGUAGUUUAGUUUUAAUUGAGUUAAUAUGUAACCAGAUUGAACUGACACUCAAAAAUGCCUCAUGCAGGUGAUAGAAGUGUUCACCUUUAAAAACAAUAGUAUAUCUCGUAGAUUGGGACUAGAUUUGAGAGUGGCACUUUUUAUCAUAACAUUUUGUAAACGUUGAAAUACAUACAUUUGUCAAGGAGGGAACGGUGACACAUCUCAGUCGUAUGUAUCAGUGAUGACACACUGUUUUGUUUUAGCUUAGGGAACGGACUACGAGCUUUUGGUUACCGAGCCUUGAAAACAAACUUUCUAUAUGUAACCUGAUUGAACGACAAACACAUAUCAAUUAGCGGAACACACGGCAAUGGUUUUGAUCCAAACAAACCUCUGCAGUUUAUUUAAACCCUUCUUUAUGAGGUUUCUUCCUUCCUUUGGCCCAAGCAAUCAAAGAGAAAUUUCUAUCGAGAGUAGUUUAAGGGUAUCGUCUUAAUGAACAUUGGUUUUUGAUCUCUCGAAAAUUUCCGAAAGGUGAAAGGAUUUCCUGGAUCGAAAUGAUCCAUAGAAUUAUUAUUAUUAUUAUUAUUAUUAUUAUUAUUAUUACUAUUAUUGUUAAUAUCAUUAUUACUAUUAUUAUUAUUGUUGUUCAUAGUUAGCGUCAUUCAUGUUUUUUCUCGAUUCCCCAUAGCAAGAAAAGAUCUGUUUCAACAUCGGAGCGCCCUCAAAAAGCUGGUAACAGCUACGCUCGAAUGUUUGCUGUUCAAAAAGAAAAGAAAGCCAAAGAAGCAAAGGAAAAUGAAGGCAAAAACCCUCAAUCUAAUGAUGCAAAUCAAAAAACUGCUGCGAUGGAAAACCGGAAUCCUCAAAUUCUAGUAGAUGGAAUGAACUACAAUAGCCAACCAAAUGGCGGGGGGCCUGUGGAAAAUGACAUGCAAUUAGGUUACAACCCUGCGUUGGGUAGGUAUCAUAAUUCGCAAACCCAUAGGUGCUUAUCAGUCGCCUGCUAAGUUUGUGCGCAGUAGAACAUCGUUGCUCUUUCUUCUUGUUGAUUUGAGUAAGACUGUAAAAAGACUUACGACUUAAAACUAGAGACUAUAGUGACCCUGUUUGGCGGCACUUACUCGUUAAGACCAAAUGAGGAGGUGCCCGAGGGUCAUAACAAGAAAAAACAGGUAGUUUUGACCAACUUUGGUUUUUAUAUGGUAGCAAAUAGUGUCUUGGUGGGUGGUACCUUCAUUAAUUACGUAACGUUAUCUCUGGUUACAGCUGAGCAUCGCCAGUUAGCCGAACGUACGAGGCAAGAACUACAACAGCUGGACUCUCAAAUAGAGUACCACAGAUUUAUGACCCAGAACAGAUACAAUAAUAAUCCACCGAGAUGACAGUCGGUCAUCGCAUUGCACAGUUACACCAUUGCACAUCAUACGCGAAUAUAUUGCUAGAAACAUGUUAGCGACUCGCUGGAUGGAGAAAAUGUGAUCUUUUACACGUCUCUAAGUUAUAAAUUUACAAAUGAGGAAGGACUGGAUGGUACUGGAAAGCUUUUAGAUAAAGUUUUCAUUUGUAUUUUUUGCAUUUAUAUCAUUAUUUACUGAAUUCUAUUUCUAGGCGUUACGUCGCCG
This is a messenger RNA of Pocillopora meandrina, 14745 nucleotides long. NCBI's taxonomy places the organism in Eukaryota, Metazoa, Cnidaria, Anthozoa, Scleractinia, Pocilloporidae. The record is from the annotation of a GenBank genome assembly.